This is a messenger RNA of Rhopalosiphum padi (bird cherry-oat aphid), 2731 nucleotides long. RefSeq lists its product as uncharacterized. The transcript is spliced from 8 exons. The coding region runs from base 374 to 2209 and encodes 611 amino acids. Gene Ontology annotation, biological process: long-chain fatty acid metabolic process; fatty-acyl-CoA biosynthetic process. The record is from RefSeq and is a predicted model, not a curated record. NCBI's taxonomy places the organism in Eukaryota, Metazoa, Arthropoda, Insecta, Hemiptera, Aphididae. Gene Ontology annotation, molecular function: long-chain fatty acid-CoA ligase activity.
GUGUUGCAUGUUUACAUAUGGUAGACAAUAAUAUAAUAUUCGCCAGCCACUGGCCCGCACAACAGUACAGCACAUUCAGUACAGUUUCUCGUCCGCAGGCCGUGUGACGUUGGCUCCUCGUACAACGCGACAUCGUAACAAUAUUAAUAUAUUUUGUUGUCGUCGCACACGUACCUGUUCUACUAGUAAAAUAUCUAAAAUAUUUUUACGACAAUUACCGACGAUAAUCCGUUUUGAACUGGACACAUCGACUGCAGAUAAAUACCUAUAUCGAUAUUUAUCGUUAUAAACACCAACCGAUUUCUAAAACCACACAUAAGCUCGUCGUCGACCGUGCACGGAAUUUUCGUGAUAUCCAAAUAAAACCGACGACAUGGACCGACUGAGAGUUAUGACCGGCGCUCGUCGCAUUUUCAACGGACCGAUGCACAAGUGUUCCAAAGCGUCGACGAACCACUGUCGCACGUCGCCGUCCUGGACUGCGUCCGGGUCGCACGCGCCGUGCACUACUGCAGCCGUACGCAUGUUCGGCGCCACUUCCUCCCGCUCCACCCCUUCGUCAUCAACCGGACCAAUAAUCUUGGAGUCUCCAUUCGGCACCGUCAACCCCGUGGAUCUCACCCUACCCGAUUACAUAUGGAGGAAUGUGGACAAGUGGGAAGACAAGCCAAUGAUUACAUGUGGUAGCAGUGGCAGAUCAUACACAUACGGCGAAGGUCGCAUGAUUUGCAGAUUAUUCGCUAGUACUCUUAUUUCGAAACUUGGUUUAAAAAAAGGUGAUGUUGUUGGACUAUUAUUGCCGAACCUACCCGAGUACGUUUUUGCCAUUCAUGGAGCCCUCGAAGCAGGACUUGUCGUUACUUUUGUCAAUCCUCUUUACACUGCCAUGGAGGUAAGACGGCAGUUCGAAAACGCUGGUGUAAAACUUUGCAUGACGAUCUCUUUAUUGCUUCCUGUAAUUCAAGAAGUAUCCCCCGGCCUUAAAGAUUAUGUGGGCACCAUAGUGUUUGGCGGUGAAGAAGUUGCAAACGAAAAAGCUCGUGUAUAUGAUUUCAAGACUAUAGUUUCAGGACAAUCACCUGACGAACUUCCAGAAUCGUUCCCCCACGAAGUUGCUUUAUUACCAUAUUCUAGUGGUACGACAGGGCUUCCAAAAGGUGUGAUGUUAACCCACAGAAAUUGUGCUAUUAAUUUGGAACAGUGUACAAACAAAGACCUCAUCAGUUAUGAGCCAACAACUGAUACCUAUCAAGAAAGAGUUCUUAGUGUUUUACCGUUUUUUCAUAUUUACGGCUUUAAUGGAAUUUUAAAUGGAGUAUUAUCACAUGGUCUUCAUAUGAUUACUAUACCAAAAUUUACUCCUGAAUCAUACAUUGAAUGUGUGCUCAAAUAUAAGCCAACUUUUCUGUUUGUGGUGCCUUCAUUACUGUUAUUCCUAGCUUCCCAUCCAUCGGUAAAACCAGAACAUUUAAGCUCAAUUAAAGAAAUCACAUGUGGUGCUGCACCAGCAUCGAAAGGUCUCAUCGAUAAUUUUUUACUUAAAGCUCAAAAAGACAUUAGAAUUAGACAAGGUUAUGGAAUGACUGAAUCAUCUCCAGUGUCUUUAUACACAAGAGUUAUAUUGCCUGAAAAUAAAACUGGUAGUACAGGACAACUUGUACUAAGUACUCAAGCUAGGGUGGUAAGUUUAACAGAUGGCUGUGACUUGGGACCACAUAAAUCUGGAGAAUUAUUGAUUAAAGGCCCACAGGUGAUGGCUGGAUACCUUAAUAAUGAAAAAGCCACUAAAGAAACCGUGGACGAAGAUGGGUGGUUACAUACUGGUGAUGUUGUUUAUUAUGAUGAGGAAGAAUAUUUCUACGUUGUAGACAGAACAAAAGAAUUGAUAAAAGUUAAAGGAAAUCAAGUAUCACCAACUGAAUUAGAAAAUUUGAUUUCGCAAUUAAAGGGUGUCGCUGAUGUAGCUGUAGUAGGCAUACCAGAUGUUCUGUCCGGAGAAAUACCUAGAGCUUUUGUUGUAAAACGACCAGGUAUGGAUAUUGAUGAAAAAACUAUAUUAAGCCAUGUUGAAAAGAAUGUAGUAGCAUACAAAAAAUUGGCUGGUGGUGUGAAGUUUUUGGACAUGAUUCCACGUAACCCAUCAGGCAAAGUAUUGAGAAAUGAACUUAAAGUGUUUGGCAACAAUCCAAGUGAACAACCACAGAACUGAAUUUAAAUGGUACAACAUAACAUUUUUAAAAUUAUUUAAAUAUAAUUAUAUAUUUAUUUAUUUAUUACUGGUGUUUGCAUAUGUAAAUUUUAUAUAUGUAGGAACUGAUAUAUAUAUAUAUAUAUUAUAUACUCUACCAAUCAGCAAAUUAGUGUAUAUUUUUAAUAACUAAUAAUGUAUAAUAUGUUCAAAAUUAUCUAAGAAAUAAAUAUCUAGCUAAUUUUGUUUUUAAACUCUUGUAAUAAUUUGGUUUAUGAGCCCAUUAAUCUUAAAAUUACUUUAAAAAAUAGAAUAUACUUUGUUAAUUUUAUUAUUUAGCAUAUUAUAUUUAUUUUUAAUUAUAUAUGUUAUUUUAUUAAUUGUUCAGAAAAAAAAAAUUGUCCAUCUUGAUAUAUAGUAAUAUUUCUUACAUUUGAUGAUUGUUGAAUAUUGAUUGUUAUAACUGUACUUUAUUAAAAAAGUGUAAAAUAAAUUUUAAAUGUUACUUUGUAUAAUAAAAGCCAAAAGGUGUUGUUGAAGGAA